AUGAAUCGGAACUGCAAUCGACGUGAUGUUGAAUCGCAAGCAGGUGGAGCUGCACCACCACCCGGACCAUAUCAAGGGCACCCUGGCUGGGGCCCUCAGGGUCCAGGAGCCUCGGGGGCACUAGGACAACAGCAGCCAGGUUACGUGUAUAAAUAG
This is a messenger RNA of Histoplasma mississippiense, 156 nucleotides long. RefSeq lists its product with no specific name. The coding region runs from base 1 to 156 and encodes 51 amino acids. The record is from RefSeq and is a predicted model, not a curated record. The transcript is spliced from 2 exons. NCBI's taxonomy places the organism in Eukaryota, Fungi, Ascomycota, Eurotiomycetes, Onygenales, Ajellomycetaceae.